Molecule: messenger RNA, 2048 nt
Organism: Oncorhynchus gorbuscha (pink salmon)
Lineage: Eukaryota; Metazoa; Chordata; Actinopteri; Salmoniformes; Salmonidae
Product: polycystic kidney disease protein 1-like 2
Exons: 7
Coding region: 940-1611 (223 amino acids)
Biological process (GO): detection of mechanical stimulus
Cellular component (GO): membrane
Molecular function (GO): calcium channel activity
Source: RefSeq, a predicted model, not a curated record
AUCCAAGACCUGCAGAGACAGAAGGUUUGGCAUUUCCUAUCCUCAUCAUGGCUGAGCUCCGACAGGGGGGAGGGGCUGACCAAGAAGACCCUCAACGCUGCCAAGAAGAAUGAGAUCAGAAGCUUUAGAAAUAUUUUCCAGACCAGGACGUCGUCAGGCUUUAGAGAUCAGCACAUCUGGGUGUCCAUCGUAGACCCUCCCUGGCGUAGCCCAUUCACCCGAGCACAGAGGGUGUCCUGCUGCAUGAGCCUCCUGCUCUGCACCAUGGCCAUCAACAUCGCCUUCUGGAAAAUCCCCAAAAACCAGCAGUCUCCUGUCAUCUUCACCAUUGGUUCGCUGGAGGUCACUUGGGAGGAGAUCAUGGUGGGGGUGGAAAGUGGUUUGCUCAUGUUCCCCAUCAACAUCCUCAUCAUCACCAUAUUCCGCAGCAUCAAGUCGCGAGUUGCCCAACCAAAGGAGAAGAACCACGAUAUGCAGGGCCUGAAACCCCUCGCUGUUACCAUGCCAACCAUUCUUAAGGUCCUCUCUUUCCAUUUUCAAAAUAAAGUGUUGUUGCUGUGCUAUAGUUCUGCGCUAUACUUUGUCUAUAACCUUCAAACACUCCCAUCGUUUAUUCCUUUCAGCUGGGCCUUCCUUUUUUCUUACCUCCAAGGCCAUACAAUAUCUUAUUGGUUAUAGCAACCAUUAAGAUUGGUAUUUGGUAUUUUAUUAGGAUCCCCAUUAUCUGUUGCAAUAGCAGCAGCUACUCUUCCUGGGGUCCACACAAAACAUGAAACAUAAUACAGAAUUACAUAAUACAAAACAGAAUUCGACAAGAACAACCUCAAGGACAGAACUACAUACAUUAUUAAGAUUGGUACUAGCAACUGUGUUUAUAUAUGUUCUGUCCUUAAGUACUGUAUUCCUGUGUGCUACGUCCCUAUCUAGGACACAGAGGAGAUGGUGAAUCUGCUCUGUAAGAGCCAGAAGAACAAAGUGCCUGAGCUGGAGAAGAAGCUGGAGUCAUGCGAUGACCUUUGCUCAGCCUUGGACAGAGUGCAAGGGGUCAUUCAGCUUAUGCAAGGGUUGAUCGAGGGUGACCCACACUGGGUCUACUGCAGCAAGUUUGUCCUGUACUUCCUCCACCACCUGUCCAUGUGCCUGGAGCGGCUGGAUGAGAGUGCCUUCCCCACCCCAGAGGCCCAUCAACACAUCCUGAACACCGUCCACCUGCUGCAGAAGAUGUCCGAGAUGGUUUUCACCAGCCACAUGGCUUACAGUCCUCCCCGUGUUGCUAGGGAGAAAAGGAAAAGCUCGAGCUGCUGGCUGCCCUGGUGGUUUGUGUUUGUGGGCUGGUUCUUGCUCGUCUCCAUCAGUGUGGUGUCCACGUACUUUACCCUGAUGUAUGGCUUUGCCUAUGGCAGGGAGAAAUCCAUCCAGUGGGUUAUCUCUCUGGCCAUGUCCCUCUUCCAGAGCAUCUUCAUCCUGCAGCCUCUUAAGGUAAUUGGUAUGGCGAUCUUCUUUGCCCUCCUCCUCAAACCAGUGGCAGUAGAAGACAGUGGGGAGGUUGGACUACUUCUGAAAGAACAACAGGAGAUGUGUAAAUUGUACUCCGGUAGGGAGAUACACUGAAGAAACACAAUUUAGCUCUACAUGCUGUCUCCAGAGGAUCAAUGGGGUUGGAAGACCUGAUGCCCUACAACAGACAUCCUCUGCUCUGCUGCACUGACUAUCAACGUGGCAAACUGAGAAUAUGAGUUCUUUGAAAAUAUAGUUGUUAUGUUUUUAUUGAAUACUUGUUACUCUUAUCUUAGAAAUGUAUAAGGCAUAAUAUGUAUGAAUGUACUGAAAACUACUGUAUCAUUUGAAAUUGUAAUAUUUAGUAAUAAACUGAUAGUUAGAAAUGUUUAUUCCUGUGGAUUGUAUGAAGUUACUCAAUGUAUGGAAUUACUCUGUAUAUUCUGUAUAUAUAUUACUCUGUAUAUAUAUAUCUCUAUAUUUAUUUUAUCACAAACCACUGAUAUAUUAUUUUACACUGUACAUUUAUAUGGACUUUUAAGUAACAUACA